UUUUUCCACCCUAUAAAUUAAUGCUAGCUAGUUGGAAGUGUCAUGCCGGCCUCGAUCGUAAUAUCCCUAAACCAGAUAAUAAAGCAAUUUCUUCCUAUUUGCUCCAUCAAGAAACAUGGCCAGUUCUAGUACUGCGAUCGCGAAUCUUUGGGAGUACUCCUUCCUGUUUUUCAUCUGGAUUGUUUCAGUUCUCGUGGUGCGUUUCUUGAUCAAAACAUGCACCAGCUCCCGCGCCACAGUUCGUUGCCCACCAAGCCCACUAGCUCUACCGAUUAUUGGCCACCUUCAUCUACUAAGCUCUAAAUUACCGCAGUCAUUCCAAAACUUAGCUCGACGCUAUGGCCCCCUCAUGCAGCUACGUAUUGGUGCAACAACUUUUGUUAUUGCUUCCAGUGCCACUGUUGCAAAAGAAAUCUUGAGAACCCAUGAUGGUGAUUUUGCGUCCAGGUUUGAAUUUGGUCCUGCCGAGUAUAACAUAUAUAGUGGUAUUGGUUUUAUUACUGGCCCUUAUGGCACCUAUUGGCGUUUCAUGAAAAAGCUAUGCAUCACCAAGCUAUUCGCAGGCCCACAGCUCGCUCGUUUCAGCCGUAUUCGAGAGCUAGAGAUUCAAAACCUGUUAAAAUCGGUGCUGAAGAGCUCUAAGGAAGGAGAGGCGUGCGAUUUAGCCGUGGAAUUAACGACCUUGACAAAUAAUUUACUGUGCAGUAUGGCUUUAAGCAAGACAUGUUCGGACAACGUCAUGGGAGCAAAGGAAAUCAGGAGGUUGGUCGUGGAAAUUAUGGAGCUUGGAACGAAAUUAGGUGCUUACGAGGCUAUAGGUCCUCUAAAGAAAUUCGACAUCUUUGGAUAUGGGAAAAAUCUUGUGGAGGCAAUGUGGCGGUAUGAUCAUUUAUUCGAUCAGAUCAUAGAGUUCUACGAAGAUGACAUGGUUGAUGCCCAAGAUGGAAAUGAAGAGGCAGAUUUGAUGAGUAUUGUGUUGGAGACUUAUAAAGACACAAAUGCCGAAGUGAAGCUAACAAAAAACCAGAUCAAGUUCUUCUUCCUAGAACUGUUUUUCUCAACUAUUGAUACUUCAUCAGCAGCCAUACAAUGGGCCAUGGCGGAGCUCAUCAACCAUCCCCAACAAUUCAAAAAGCUUAGAGAGGAGAUUGAUAGGGUUGUGGGUUCCAACAGGCUAGUCAGCGAAUCGGACGUCCCAAACCUCCCUUACUUGCAAGCCGUCGUAAAGGAAGGCCUAAGGCUGCGUUCUCCAACACCAAUCAUCCACAGAGAAUGCACCAAGGACUGCAAGAUUACUGGGUUCGAUGUAAAGGCAAAUUCCAAAAUUCUGAUCAAUGCCUAUGCCAUCAUGCGGGACCCAGAGCAUUGGAAUGACCCGCUGGAGUUUGUGCCGGAGAGAUUUUUGGUCGACCGCGAUGACGAGAUUGGCCAACGUCAGAUCGAAAUGAAGAGUCAGGAUUUUCAUUACCUGCCGUUUGGGGGUGGAAGGAGGGGAUGCAUAGGUGGGACACAUGCAUUACUAGUGUCCUACGUGGCAGUCGGAGCCUUGACCCAGUGCUUUGAUUGGAAAGUGAAAGGCGGGGAUAAGGUUGAUAUAGAAGUUGGGUCUGGGUUUUCCGGAGCCAUGGCACUUCCCCUUGAGUGUUAUCCAAUUACUCGAUUUGAUCCAUUUUAAGAAGGCCAGAAACCGUGUGAAAUUCAACAUAAUUAUUAAUUAUAUGGAUCUUGGUACGUAGCUAGCUAGCUUGGUUUGUGCAAUUGUGGCGAGAAGUAUGUGUGCGCAAGAAAUUCAUGAUCGAUCCCCAAUUAGUCUUUAAUUUAAUGCGAGUUCUACGUACGUACUGUGUAUAAUUAAACAAUCUAGGUGUAUAAUUAAUUGCGUUAUUUUUAA
This is a messenger RNA of Juglans regia (Persian walnut), 1891 nucleotides long. RefSeq names its product 3,9-dihydroxypterocarpan 6A-monooxygenase-like. The record is from RefSeq and is a predicted model, not a curated record. The transcript is spliced from 2 exons. Gene Ontology annotation, cellular component: membrane. Lineage: Eukaryota; Viridiplantae; Streptophyta; Magnoliopsida; Fagales; Juglandaceae. Bases 116 to 1675 code for a protein of 519 amino acids. Gene Ontology annotation, molecular function: oxidoreductase activity, acting on paired donors, with incorporation or reduction of molecular oxygen, NAD(P)H as one donor, and incorporation of one atom of oxygen; iron ion binding; heme binding.